Messenger RNA from Gaeumannomyces tritici R3-111a-1, 477 nucleotides. RefSeq lists its product as hypothetical. The record is from RefSeq and is a predicted model, not a curated record. Lineage: Eukaryota; Fungi; Ascomycota; Sordariomycetes; Magnaporthales; Magnaporthaceae. Bases 1 to 477 code for a protein of 158 amino acids. The transcript has 2 exons.
AUGAGGGUCGACAACAUCAUGAACGUGCUGGCGGGCACCUACAUGCUGCUGAACUCGAGCACCACGCAAGACGGCGUUCCCGUCCCGGACGAGGCGUACGGCAGCAACCCGUCGGGGAUCCUCGUGUACACCAAGUCGGGGUUCGUGACGGCCACCAUCACGUCGACGGACCCGGAGGACCGGCCGUCGGGGCUCACGUUCCCGCCGCAGGCGGGCCAGAGCGACGGCGACUGGGCCAACGUGGCGCGGCACCUGGUCGCGUACGCGGGGCCCGUGACGGUCAGCGACGCCAUCCCGGCCACCAACGAGUCGGGCCAGAUCUUCCACGGGCCGCUGACGGUGGCGCACGUGCCGGCGUGGGUCGGCAACUUGCAAACGCGCAACUACACGCUGUUUGAGGGCGGCCGCCUGCUCAAGAUCGGGUCCAAGCGGGACGGCGGCAACGAGGGGACGCUGUGGUGGAGGAAAAUGGACUAG